AUGAUCAGUGAUUAUGAUGCACAGAUGUUUAAAGAGAAUUUUGAAAGAAAAAAAGAACUUGAUCCUUCUUGUUAUUUUGCAUAUGAGGUAGAUGAUGAACAUCGGUUAAAGUAUUUUUUCUGGGCUGAUGGCAUUGGGAGAAAAAAUUAUGCCACUUUCGGUGAUAUUGUCUCUUUUGAUACGACAUAUGGAACAAAUAAAUACACAAUGAUAUUUGCUCAAUUUACCGGAAGAAAUCAUCAUCGACGAUGCAUUACAUUUGGUGCUGCAUUUUUGUGUGAUAAGAAAACUGAAUCCUUUACUUGGUUGUUUGAGAAGUUCUUAGAAGCAAUGGGUGGUCAUAAACCUAGAUGCAUAAUCACCGAUCAAGAUCCAGCAAUGAAAGCUGCAAUAAAAAAUAUAUUUGAUACCUCUUCUCAUCGAUUUGCAUGUGAGACUCCAGAGGAAUUUGAGCAUAGUUGGACACAAGUUGUUAAUGAGUUUGAGCUCACAAAAAACGAGUGGUUCUCUUCUAUGUACGAGAUACGACACUCAUGGAUACCUGCAUACUUCAAAGACUUGUUCUUGGCUGGUUUAUUUAGAACAACUUCUAUUUCUGAAAGUGAAAAUUCAGUAUUUGGUAGUCUUACAGAUAAGUGGCUCAAUUUGGUUGAAUUUUGGGUUCGAUAUGAAAGUAUUAUCGACAGGCAGAGGCAUAACCAAAAAAAAUCUGAUCAUGACACAUCACAUUCACUUCCUAUAUUGAAGACAAAUCAUAGUAUAGAAAAGCAUGCAAGAGAUAUUUAUACUCAUGCAAAUUUUUAA
Messenger RNA from Chenopodium quinoa (quinoa), 804 nucleotides. RefSeq names its product protein FAR1-RELATED SEQUENCE 5-like. Lineage: Eukaryota; Viridiplantae; Streptophyta; Magnoliopsida; Caryophyllales; Amaranthaceae. The transcript has 2 exons. Bases 1 to 804 code for a protein of 267 amino acids. The record is from RefSeq and is a predicted model, not a curated record. Gene Ontology annotation, biological process: regulation of DNA-templated transcription.